AUGAAGAGGGAUCUGUUGCGCUGCCUGGUCCUGUUAUUGAUCGUAGUCGGUGUCUCUGAUAAAGGCGGGGAAUUGGAAUACAAAAUCGUGAUAGGCGAGAUCCAGUACAUACUGAAAAACAUCAAGUUUGUACUGGAGAUCGACGACCAGGACGAGAUCCAGCCUUGUGGAGGGUUUCACCGCCUGCCCUCUCCUCGGUCGUCAGAAGAAGCUCGUAUAAGCGGGCCCAUGUGGGUCAGGACUGCUGAUGACCGUUUAAAAGUAAUACGUUCAUAGGAGUGUUCUUCCGCCUAGGGCAUCAUCUGAGCAUGGGUCGCCUUCUGCUGUGCCUCCUAAUCCUUCUGUCGGUUGUUGGGACCGCGCCUGGGCCGACGAAAAGCGAGUGGUGCCGCCUCUGGGAUGAGGGCGCGAAGUGGCCUGGCCAUUUCUUCCUGUGCCCACAGAAGAACGGCAACCCAGCCGACGGGUUCUGCUGCGGCACUUGCACCGACUCUUACUGCUGCUCGUCUGAAGAGGACCGGCUGAACCAGACGCUGUGCCCAGAGAGAGACCUAACUGUCCGCGGAAAAAAUCGCAGUAAGAUGUGUUAAAUCUAGUGAGGUCUGGAGGGUUUCUGGAAGAAAGUCAAACCUGUAAUAGAAUUAAUGCUUGCGCACCCCCCCCCCCCCCUCUAAUGGGUCACCUAAAUACGCUUUGUGUUUUUUCCACUCUUUUAUACAUCACGACAUUUGUUUACAGGCAGGGCUCUUCCUGCAACUUUCUCUGGGCCAUUAUUCCCAAGGGGUAUGACCCUGCACAGGAUCCUGAGCACAUCUCAGGAGUAGAAGGUGGUCCAGUAGGGGGAAUGUGGUGCUGCCCCACCAAUCUCAACCUGCAACUUACCUGGCCCUCUCUUGUCAGCUGCCCUCUUACUCAUGGGUGUCGUUAGGAAUGGAUUUUUGUUAGGGGGAACUGGCCUUUUGUUGGGGGGGGGGGAGAACCUCAGUUAGCUAUCUAUUUUUAUUGGUUUUUAUUGUUGAGGGGGCAGUUGCCUUUCUCUGCCCACCCUGGCUAUGCCUGUGCUCUUACUAACAACCAUUGGGGUUUUAGCAGCAUCAGCUGUCUCUCAUUGCCUGUACACUCACCUACUGCUGGUCUCCUUGGCUUCUGCACUACCACUGCUAAUGGGCACUGGCCACAAUUGCCUCUUGGGAGUAAAUCCAGGGCUUGCUACUACAGAGCUGUCCAUUAAGGCUCUCAAGGCAAUGUAUGUCUUCCCACUUGAGGCAGGCUAGGUUGAGAGAUGGUGGCUGGUCCAAACUCACCUGUGAGUUUCAUCAUUGGCUCAGGAUUUGAACCUGGGACUCUUCACUCUGCCUUCUUAAUUACUGCAUUAUGCUGAUUUUUUUAUGCCUGGUUCAGUUCUAGAGUUUCCUAUUCAUGCAAGCUCUCCAUCCUAAAGAAACUCCCAAAGCUGGUCUUCAUCUGUGUCAGAUGGCCUCAUUUUUUAAUUACAUGAGAAUGAGAUCCCACGGUGACUGUGUGGAAGAAAUUAGUCACUUUUAACUUUCACAGUUUAUUGUGGCCUCUCUACAUUUUUAAGCAGCUAAAACUAGGAAUUACAGCUGCAACAGCCGCAAAGGUCAUUGCCAUGCAUAAGGUCUGGUGGUCCAGGUUUUCUGGGCAAGUGCACAUAACCAAGAAAUUGCCCUUUAAGAUUGAUGUCUGAAAGCAGUGAAUAUCUGGUUAUCUAUUGCACCCCCUCCUACUAAUUUGGGAUAGUCGUGUCCAGAUCCUCUACCCACAGUUAGAGUUAAUAGUUUGGGACUCCAUCACAGAAAUGUUCCAUUUAGUAAUUCAGACCCUAUGAAGCUACAGUUUGUGGAGGCUGGAUGUUAGACAGUCUAGAUCAGUUUCCUCUAUCUUGACUGUACUAUUUGCCUGUCUCAGUUCUACUAUUUGGGUCAGAAAGUGUUUGGAACUAGUAACCUGAGACCUUCAGCCUACUGAGCAUGUCCUAAAUAACUUGGCAACACCCCUGUCUAAAUUCUUGGUCCACCCCACUCCAGUUCUUGGAUGGCCUCUGUGCUUGACCUGAUGUGCCUCUAAUGCUCCUCAACUAUGAGGAUGGGGAAAAGAAAUAAAUAGUGAUGAAGGUAGGAUUAUUAUUAUUAUUAUUAUUGUGUGGUGCAUAUUAAUACAUGGGGGUGCAGUAAGUGGUUCUAUGGUAUGUCACUGAUGUGUCUUCUAAACUGCCCAGAGAAACUGGUGAUGGAUAGAGAGAAUCAUAAAUGCAUCCCUUGUUGUUAGAGUUGGAGAGCAGUAUACUGGGCUACGUUAAACGUGGAUAUGUGGGACUUUCAUAUGCAGACUUGCCCUCCUAAUAGGAGGCAUUUGGGGUUUUGACAGGGUAAGACAAAGCAAUAAGAAGGAGGCAUGGAGUAUGUAAAGGUACCUGUGGUGACUAACUUGUAUCCCUCCUUUUUUUUUCCAGCCCGCAAGACGUUUCUUCAUCUUAUCUUGAUAGCGGCUACCGCUGGUUCCAUCUUUGUGUGUUUUGCCUGGGUCACUUAUGUUCUCUGUGAUGUGAUGAAACGACGCAAUUCAGGGAGCCAUAGCUGUAAUAUGGAGCUGAAUGAAGUUACCCUUCCUUCAGAUUCUGAAGCCACUGAUGAAACAGAGUUACAAUCUGCAGUUGCCGAGGACCCUCAAGAGAUCUGCGACUCGCCCUCUGCCUCGUGCGAACAACCUGCUCUGGAUUUCAGUAAUCCAGACUGCAGCACUGGGGAAGACAGGGAGCUGCCCUUGUCUCUGGCAAAUCCAUGUGCUGUUCCCCAAGAUGCAGUGGAUGAAACCAUGGAAGCAGAAUCUUCUGUUUAG
Messenger RNA from Podarcis lilfordi (Lilford's wall lizard), 2859 nucleotides. The record is from the annotation of a GenBank genome assembly. NCBI's taxonomy places the organism in Eukaryota, Metazoa, Chordata, Lepidosauria, Squamata, Lacertidae.